Molecule: messenger RNA, 3259 nt
Organism: Nylanderia fulva
Lineage: Eukaryota; Metazoa; Arthropoda; Insecta; Hymenoptera; Formicidae
Gene: Sirt1
Product: NAD-dependent protein deacetylase sirtuin-1
Biological process (GO): negative regulation of DNA-templated transcription
Cellular component (GO): rDNA heterochromatin; nuclear inner membrane; nucleoplasm
Molecular function (GO): histone deacetylase activity, NAD-dependent; transcription corepressor activity; NAD+ binding
Source: RefSeq, a predicted model, not a curated record
GCGAGCAGCGGCGCGAGUGUGACGUUGCUCUCUGCAUCAUUGCCGUCGAAAAUGGCGUCGAGUUCGGAGCUGCUGGAAUACUCGUUCCCGAUGAAGCGUCGGAGGCUCGAUGGCGAUGAUCGGGAGACGGUCGGCGCGGCCACGGGGGAACCGCGGCUCGACGAGGCCCUGCGCGACAGCCCGCACGACGAGCUCGAAGAAAUACUUGGUGCAGACAGUGGAUUUAAUGAACUGAGCGACGAAUCCAAAUCUACAGUUAUAUCUCCCGCAAUUACAAAUCUAACAUCACCAUCAUCUAGAAUCGAUUCUGCUAGUAAUGGUGCUAGUUGCAUAAAUGAUACUACAGACGAGAAAGACGAGAUGUCCUCCACAGUCUCAAAUUUAUCAGACUUAUCAGGUUUGUCUGAUCUUUCUGGAGAUGCAGAAGUCAAUCAUCAAUGGAGAAACGCUUCUUCGUGGAUUCAAAAGCAGAUGUUAACAGGUGCAGAUCCAAGGGAUCUCCUACAUCACCUUCUUAUGGAUUCUACAAUGAUUCCUGAGCAAGUUGAUGAUCUCACAUUAUGGAAGAUUAUAAUCAAUAUGAUGUCGGAACCUCCGAGACGGCAAAAACUUAAACAUAUAAAUACCGUGUCGGAUGCGGUACGAUUAAUUCGCAAUAGCAAGAAAAUUAUAGUCUUAACUGGUGCAGGCGUUAGCGUCAGUUGUGGCAUUCCUGAUUUUAGAAGCAAAGAUGGUAUUUAUUCAAGACUAGCGCAGGAUUUUCCAGAUUUACCAGAUCCACAGGCUAUGUUUGACAUAAAUUAUUUUAGCCAAGAUCCCAGGCCGUUUUUCAAAUUUGCAUGCGAAAUAUAUCCAGGACAAUUUAAACCCAGUCCAUGUCACAGGUUCAUCAAAAUGUUAGAGAAGCAGAAGAAGCUCUUGAAGAAUUAUUCACAAAAUAUUGACACUUUGGAACAAGUAGCGGGUAUUAAAAAUGUGAUUGAAUGCCAUGGCUCUUUUGCCACCGCGUCGUGUACAAGAUGUAAAUACCAAGUGAAAGCGGAUGAUAUUAGGGAAGAUAUCUUCGCACAAAGGAUACCUACAUGCCCGAAAUGCCGUGUUAACGCAUUGCCAUCUCUGUCCGAGAUUAAUUGCAGCGAGAAUUACCGAGAUCUGGUGUCGCAAGGUAUAAUGAAGCCGGAUAUCGUUUUCUUCGGCGAAGGACUCCCGGACGCCUUUCACGACGCGAUGGCCAAAGACAAGGACGAUUGUGAUCUUCUAAUUGUUAUCGGUUCGUCCUUGAAGGUCCGGCCGGUAGCUCUAAUUCCUUCGUCGAUUCCGCCGAAUGUACCGCAAAUUCUCAUUAAUCGGGAACCGUUGCCGCAUCUCAAAUUCGACAUUGAGCUACUGGGCGACGGUGAUAUUAUCAUAAAUCAAAUAUGCCAUUUAUUGGGCGACACUUAUAAAGAAGUCUGUUGGUACGACAAAAUCUUGAAAGAAGCCUCACAACUGGUGUCAUUGCGCUAUUUACCCGACAUGUGGGAACAGAAUCAAGAUACGACGAGCAACACCGAAGUAUCACGCGAUAGCAUAGAAGUUGAUUUUAAAUCUCAAAACGCACCCUCGACUGAAAAUCCGCUGACGACGACAAACGCAACAUCGCACCAUGAUGAAAAUAAUGACUACCUUUCGUCCUUCCAACGUACGAAAAAUGCGGAGGAGAGCUUCGGUCCUUUCGGAGAGAGCCCGAAGAGACGAUCAUCAGGUGAUACUAGUAUAGAGAACAAUUCCAAGAGGAUGAAUUUCGGUGGCACGUGCGAGUCGAAUAGCUCCAUAUCAUCUGCAAAAGUGAACGUCGAGAGUGCAAUGACCUCGUUGGAGAACAGAUUUCAUGUGGCGUCUAAAAAGAACUCGAAAGAAUGUCAGGUGGUGCCGGUGUCGUUGUCUCUUUCCUCGGAAGCAGUCAUAAACGAGAAUACUUUGUCGUAUAAAUUACUGGACAGUUGUGAAAAAUCAAACAACUAUGACGAUAUUGUAACGAUAGACGCUGUCGAAUCGGACAAAGCGAUACCGAAGCUGAGACAAGCCUCGGUAGAUUCCAUGUUGGAUUCUGGUAUAGGUGACAGUUGUAAUAGUGUCGAUAGUACGGAGGAGAAGUUCGACAUUGCCGAAUUGAAGAACAGAAGUUUGGAGAGACAUUGCUGGCAACCAAAAACUCGAGAGAGCCUCGCUAUUCGGUUACCAGAAAAUUCUUAUUACCAAUUGGCACCGGGUAGAUAUAUCUUUCCUGGCGCGGAGGUCUAUUCCGAACCUGAAGAUUACGACCAGUGCUCUCUUUCGGCAAAUUCCGAGAGCACAGACAGUGAAAGCGACUCUUCUUCGGAAGAGGAAGAAGAAGAGGACGAAGAGGAAGAGACAUGUGCGGACGACGAUCUUUCAGAAGGAGUGGACCCUGACACCGAUGGCCAAAAUAACGAUGCGACGAGUGAUUCUCACAGUGCUGCGCAGCAUUGAAUUGAAGCUACGCCCUAUUAUAUAUAAUAGUGCCUGUCUUUUAAUCAAAAGACAAAGCAAGAGUGGCGCGACAUUAAAAGAGGAAAAUUACAUUUUGUCCUAAUUGUGCGAUAAAUUGUGUAAAUGAGAUUAAUCUUAAAUGUAUUAACCUAGUUGAUAAAAAAAAUCGCGGAUUUACUGCAUCUAAUGUAGUGUUCUAAACAAAUGCAGGUUCUCUCUUUUUAGCUCUGCACAAUGGUCUCACACUCUUUAUAUUUAAUUAAAGUUAAAGGAACAAUCAUGUAUUGGAAGAAAACAAAAAGAAAUGUAGAAACUGCGACUAAAAUUAGCUCAGAAGCAAUGCAUUUUAUAAAAAAUCAUCAAUGAUGUUCUUUUUAUAUCAGAUAAUGCAUGUAAUUAUAUUUUAAGCGCACAUUACAAUUGAAACUGUAAAUCUGUAACAAUUUGGGCCACAUAGCUUUUUUUCUGCGAUCAAAAUGAAAAUAUUACUUCAAAUUUAAUUAUGCAAAUCAAAUUGUACACUAAUACUGCAUUAGACUAGUAAUAAUUAAAAAAAAUUAAAUACUAAUAUUAGUGUUAUAUUAUUACAUGCAUUGCUAUUUCUGUCGUUAUAUGAUUAAGAUUGCUAGUAUUAGUGUCGAGAUCUUCCUUCAUUACAAACUUAAUUGAAAGGAAUGGUUAAUUAAUAUAAAUGGUGUAAUUCCAUUACAAGUGGAAUAAAAUUUUUUACUUGGUUUUUUAUUUAAUUAUAAAAUAUAUAUUUACA